Monascus purpureus is the source of this 1281-nucleotide messenger RNA. The record is from the annotation of a GenBank genome assembly. Lineage: Eukaryota; Fungi; Ascomycota; Eurotiomycetes; Eurotiales; Aspergillaceae.
GUCUUCAGCUUACUUCCAACGAUCAUCCAACCGCAUCUUUCCAAUGGCCUGCUUCGUCGACUGAUCUAUCAAUAUGCCUUAUAAUCCCCUGUCCCCGGGGUCGGCCAUUUCCAUUUCAAACAGUGUCGGACUUGGGAGUGCUCUUGUUCGGUUCUCCAGACGUUCUUAUGCGGUGGACUACAUCGCACUCAUUUCCCUUCUUACAGCAUGGGUUCUUAUACAAAUAUUCGUGACGCCCUUUUACCAGCUGUUCUCCCUCGAUGAUCGCAAUCUACAGUAUCCGUUCGCAGUGGUGGAGAGGGUCAGCGUAUUCUGGUGCAUUAUAUAUGCUGGUGUUAUUCCGCUCUUUAUCAUCCUCACCUGGACCGUCCUAGGGCGUUCCGGUGCUCAUAAAACACAAGCCACUAUCCUGGGCUUCCUAGCGGCAAUAUUGUUGACUACCUUUGUCACGGAUGUGAUUAAGAAUGCGGUUGGAAUGCCUCGUCCGGACUUGAUUUCUCGCUGUAAGCCUACGAAAGACACCCCCAAGGAUGUGUUGGUGGGAUACACAGUUUGCACCCAGGACAAUAACCACAUCCUUGAGGAAGGAUGGAGGAGCUUUCCCAGUGGCCACAGUAGUUUUGCAUUCGCUGGAUUUGGAUACUUGUCUCUCUUCUUCUCGGGCCAAACGCACGCAUUGCGACCCCAUACUGAUCUAUUUCGGUGCCUGCUAGCUCUCCUACCCCUUUUCUGUGCGGUGAUGAUCGCCACGUCUCGUCUUCAGGAUUACAGGCACGACGUCUAUGAUGUUUCUUGUGGUUCCAUUUUGGGUAUUCUGAUAGCAUACUUCUCAUAUCGCCGUUACUAUCCCCCUUUGCGGUCUGCGUGGUGUAACACGCCGUACAAUAAGACAGAGGCAUCUGGGCCUGACGGACCGGGGAAACUUCCGGGCGAUGAGGAACAAGCUGUGUCCCGUGAGGAAGGUUCCUAUUUCGGGGAGACUCUUCGUGGGGUGUAGUGUAGUUUAGUUCAAGUCUUCGUUCUCUUUUUCUUUUACGUUUGGUUUAAAUGGACCUUGGACCGGAUUCAGGAACAUCACUUUGACUAUCACGAUUCAUUCCUCUCAUGAAAUACUUUAUUGGUUUCUUUCGAUCUGGUUUCUGGGUAUCUUCUCGGUGGCGGAACUGGCGCAUGGUACCCCGUCAAGUUUGUUCCACUCUGUAAUAUAGAAAGCAGACGCUUUUAUUUCCUAUCCAAUUCUUUCAUUAGAUGACAAAACAGAUUUAGCAAAAUACGCCCCGG